CGCGGGGGCUAUGAAACUAGUAUCUAUAAUGACCUAGCAGUCGUCGUUCCUCGCUUUCAUCGCAACUUCUCUCAAUGGACGAAAAGAAAGACAACCGCGAGGAAUCCAAUUCCAAGGUUGUAGCAACCCCGGAAAUAGCGUUGGGUGAUUCAGAGAUAUUAGGAACGCCCAAAAACCAGCAAAAGGACAAGAAGCGGCGGAAGAAGCAAAAGAAGGUUGAUCAAGACACCUUAUUGAAGUCUAAAAAGCUGCAGAAACACAAGUUGCGUAGGAAGAAGCAGAAGAAGGUUGUGACAACCACAGAGCCUUCAGAGAUAGAUUCUGAUGAUCCUAAGAAGCUCAAGAAGCCGUCGCUCUUCUCUUUACAUCUAGACUUGUCAAUGGGCAAAAAGAUGAAGAGACGCCACGAAUCCGGUGUUGAAAUAACCCCGGAGAUAAGUUUGGGUGAUUCAGAAAUCUUAGUAACGCCAAAGAAUCAGCAGAAGGCCAAGAAGCGGAAGAAGCAAAACAAGAUUGAAUCCAAGAAGAACCUAAAGAAGGUUGAGAUAAUCCAAGAGCCAGAAUCGAACAAGAACCUAAAGAAGAUAAUAGAUGGAUUAAGUGAUCGUCUAAACGAGAUGACUGAAAUUGUCCAAAAACUAAAGGAGACUUCAGAUCUACUUGAGAAGGAGAAAGAAACUCCAAAGAAAAAGGUGGUUGAGUGCUGUUUCGAAUCUGAAGAUGCGUUUCGUAACCACCAGAAAACCGUUUUCGUUGAGGGAUUCAGGUGUUCCCCUCCUAGGGGUGAUAUCAAGAGCGCAUUGAUAAAACACUUCAGUCCUUGUGGAGAGGUAUCAACGGUUUUUAUUCCCUUUCAUUGCCAAACCGGUGUUCCCAUGGGAUUUGCCUUCAUCAAUAUGAUAAAAGAUUACGAUAAGGCUUUAACACUCGAUGGAAGUUACUUGGAUGGACUGAGGCUUACGGUCAAGAUGGCUAUAAAGAGAGAGGAAUACUAUGUUUUUACUAACCACAACGGUUGUGAACGUUGUGGUAUUGCGUUGUCCACGCACAUCAAGAAACAGAGGUUUGAGCAGUUUUACAGCAGAAAUAGAUUGUCCUCUCAGAUGACAUGCGUACCUGUAACUAGGUGUCCCUAACAAGGGGUUGUUUUGUUGUUCCAAUACAACAAAUUUCGUGUGUUCUCAAAGUGGUUCUGUUAUGGGAUUCAUGCUAUUUAUUUUUCAUAAUUUAUGCCUAAAUAUGUAGUGAUGAAACUUCUUUUUGUAUCCAAGUCUUUUGGUUUUCAAAAAUACUUUAGUUUUUUUGUAUUUUGGGAUCUAUGCUAUCUAGUUUCAUAAUUUAAGCUUAAAUAUUUAAUGAUGAAAUUUUUUUUAUCUA
Raphanus sativus (radish) is the source of this 1377-nucleotide messenger RNA. Its product is annotated as nucleolin 2. Gene Ontology annotation, molecular function: RNA binding. The coding region runs from base 75 to 1136 and encodes 353 amino acids. The record is from RefSeq and is a predicted model, not a curated record. NCBI's taxonomy places the organism in Eukaryota, Viridiplantae, Streptophyta, Magnoliopsida, Brassicales, Brassicaceae. The transcript is spliced from 11 exons.